AUGCGAAAUUCCGAGGCACGAACCCUUCUCUCUCUCUCUCUCUCUCUCUCUCUCUCUCCUCCCCCCAAAACCCUUCUCCGAGAUUCGGAACCGUGCGCGGAGCGAGAGAGAUCUCGCUCUCUCGAUCUCCUCUAUCUCUUCGAUUCCAUUGGAGAUGGGGUUCGUGUCCUUCGCGGGGAGAGUCCUCUUCGCGUCCGUGUUCCUCCUCUCCGCCUACCAGGAGUUCAGCGAAUUUGGGGUUGAUGGUGGGCCCGCAGCUAAGGCUCUUAGGCCAAAAUUCAAUCUCUUUGUUAAGCAUGUGUCUUCCCAUCUUGGGGUAGCAGUGCCCCGCAUUGAAAUGAAACAUGUUAUUGCGACCACAAUGGCUCUGAAAGGACUUGGAGGUCUCCUAUUUAUAUUUAGCAGCUCCUUUGGUGCUUAUCUCUUGGUGCUUUACCUAGCAUUUAUAACUCCUAUUGUGUAUGACUUCUACAACUACGACAUCGAGAGGCCUGAAUUCGUGCAGCUCUUUAUCAAGUUCACUCAGAAUUUGGCGCUCUUUGGUGCGUUGCUCUUCUUCCUGGGAAUGAAGAACUCCAUCCCCAAAAGGCAGCCCAAGAAGAAGUCUGCCAAGUCGAAGACAAAUUGAAGUCGGAGGUACGGUUGAGCAUUGUUUACGAACGGAUCCUCUCUUAUUUUGAAGGGUGUUUGUAAUAGCCCUAAUGAGAUGUGAAUGGCGGAUUAGGAAUGUGUCACUAGUUUAGUAUUUUCAUUAUAUAUACUUGCGAUCGGGCUCAGAAAACUAUAGCAUUGUCUCUUUAUGUCGAAGCUCGGUGAGUCGGUGAUUAUGCAAUUAAGCCCUCGUAUUUAUGCAUUUAGUGGUACUUGAUUUUUCUAUUUCUGAGACUUUCAUGAAUAUGCUAGAUUAUUAUUAUUA
Molecule: messenger RNA, 916 nt
Organism: Ananas comosus (pineapple)
Lineage: Eukaryota; Viridiplantae; Streptophyta; Magnoliopsida; Poales; Bromeliaceae
Exons: 5
Coding region: 155-628 (157 amino acids)
Source: RefSeq, a predicted model, not a curated record